UUCCCUAAAUAUACAAAAAUUGUUAUUUCUAUUACGAAAGGAUAACAAAGAUGUCCAUUUAUCUAUCGCCAGCACUUUCGAUAUCUUAUACGAAGCCUUUGCAACGGUAUUGAGAGUUUGUCAUUAUUAAUUAUGAUAUCACAUGUUCAACGUGCUAAAUGUAAAUGAAUGCACGUUUCAGCUCACAAUUUUGGAAAUAUCAUAUUUCAAUGUGAUGUCAUGCAAUAAAGACGUGUGAACAGUGGCAGAAAUAUUAUUAAUCGAUCUUAUAAGAUUAGCUUUGGAAAAAUGAUUGUUCGAUAUCGAAUAUUGUUAUUACCCUUAUUAUAUAUUACUUACAGACGUAAUGAAAUUGACAGUGCAUCGAGUGAAUUUGAUUUCCGUUUUAAUAAGGUGAAUAAAUGACUUUUCAACGUAUCUUCUGUUUCACUUUAUGGAUUGUUUAUGGAUGAAGGAUUUGUACCAUGUGUCGUAUGGUGAUAAUGAGAUUAAUAAAUCACACCCAUCGCUUAUCGAACGAGAAAAUUUGCUUGAGGCUACCAAAUGUAAACUUGUGCUUGUUAGCUAUUCUACUGUUACAAUUGAUGCAUCUAAUAGAGAACAUACAACGUACGUCUGCCUGUUGAAACUGCCCCGCCAAUGCUAAGGGUGAAAGUUCGUAAUGCUAGCACAUCGCACGACUAACUACGCAAAAAUGCUGCUCGCGUGAGGAAAUCGAUACGGUAUAUUUUCGCCGAAGGUAUCGUUCAAAAGAUAAACUCGUAAUUACGUCAAUUGCUGUCGCUAUUACUUUCGUUUUAUCACGGAGGUUGAUUGUUCAUCGAUCGAUGUCACGAGGUACGCGCUCUUCUCACUUUUUCAUCGUGCGAUUACGAAGAUGCACCAAAUUAUUGCCGUCAUUUAGUUAUUUCGCGAUAAUGUACUUUCGCGAUAUUUCCGCGGAAAAUACAGUAUGUACCAAGACGGAAAUAUAUCGUAAAUGGUAUCAUAGCGAAAUAUUGUUCUCCUCGAAAUUUCUCCCUUCUUUCAUUCGCUCGUCGAGCUUCUCGACGAACAUGUCGGUAGAGGAUUGUUACUACAAGUUCAAUCGUAUCCUACUCAAGUCGCUCGGCUUGUGGCCCUAUCAGGAUUCGAAAUGGGCAUGCGUUCAGGCUACCUUCAUGACGAUUAUGUAUCUCUCGGCGAUAUUCGUUCAGUUGGCAGUGUUCAUCACGCACGAGUGCACCAUGGACGUACUGAUUAAAGUAUUCUCUUUCGUUUUCCCGACUAUUUUCAUGUUUUAUACGUAUUACUUGUACUAUUUAAAAUCCGACACGGUAAGUCGACGACAAGUUACCACGCCUCGUUCGUCCGAACAUGUCAUAAGGAUCGUUUAUUCGCUUCAGAUAAAAGAAAUCAUGGAAAAUAUGUAUCAGGAUUGGAAGUUUUUCAAGAAUAAAGCGGAACUCGACAUAUUGAACGAUUACGCCAACUUGGCGAAACAGUUUACGGAAAUAUUUCUAUUUUGUCUCUGCGUUGGCAUAAUAACGACCAUGAUGUGUCACAUUAUACCGAUAACACUUGACAUUGUUUCGCCCGUGAAUGUGAGUCGGGCGGAAGAUCUACAUGUUGCAGUGGAAUACUUCGUCGAUCAGUCCAAGUACUGUUAUGUAUUAAUAUUGCAUUUGACGGUUUUCGUUUGCUUAGGAUUGACCACAGUGAUAAGUGUCGGAAUAACGCUUUACGGUUAUGCUUUACACGCUUGUGCGUUGUUUAAAGUGGCCAACUAUCGGAUGGAGAUCACAAUGGACAAGGACAUAUUACGAAUCCCUAAUCCGCAAAGGCAGCACGUAAUUCGCGACAGACUGAUUUGCGCAGUCAUCACUCAUCGAAGGGCUUUUCUGUUUUGCGAUCUUUUAAUGCAAAAUUUGCAAAGAUCGUUUCUUUUUAUAACUAUAAUUGGUGUGGUGUCUUUAUCAAUAAAUUUGUUUCGUGUGAGUAAGUCGAUAUUUUGUACCAUCUAUUUUUCCAGAUCAACUAAAUAUCUCCUUAACGUACAUUUAACAUUGCAGUUUCUUAAAGCGAUAACAGCGUUCGAGGAAGUAAUUGAAAUAAUUAUACCGUCUAUUCUCAUUUUCUUUCACUUUGUUUAUAUGUUCCUUGGCAACCACGUCGGUCAACAAAUUACAAAUACUAAUGCCGAAAUCUUCAAUAUAAUAUGCAGCUUGCCAUGGUAUACAGCUUCUUUAAAUGUACAAAAAUUACUGCCGUUUUUAUUACAAAAGAGUAGUAAACAUUUUUGUAUCUCACUGGGCGGUAUAUUCAAUGCUUCAUACGAGGGUUUCACAAUGCUUUCAAAGUUAUCAAUAUCGUAUUUCACAGUACUUUACGCUGUCCAAUAAAAAUAUAAACUACAACAGAGAUACUUAUAGUCAAUUUUAGUAUCUUGCAUCUCGCGGUAUCAUAUAAAAAUGAUAAUUCUUUGACUUAGAGAUAUUAAAACUCUAUAUGAUAACGUACGGCCUGAAAUAAAUAACAGAGUAUUACAAAAUAAACAAAUCGAGUUGAAACAUAGCGUUCUGCUUAACUCCUUAUUCUGUAUAUGUAUCUACGAAAAGCUACGAAAUUUUGUUAUCACAUUAACUCACAUUUUGUUAUACUUGUAAUUAUUCUAUGCUGCUGAGAAAUACGUUUUUCUCACGUUCUUCACACCUUUUUCGCAUCAAUUCUUUGUUCAAACGUUUCAAUUGUCAUUGGUUGCGGUCGUCUGUGAUUGUUUUAUUUGAUUUCAAUUCAUUUAGAUUCAGUUUAUUUGAUUUCAGCUCAUGAUACACACACACAUAUACACGCGCGCGCGCACACACACACACACACACGCAUGCACGCACAACGCUCCUUCCUGAUUCCACGAAAUAUAAAGCAUUAUGUUGUGACCAUGAAUAUUCCAUUUAGGCGUUGAAAUUGACGAUUGGUCCAGCACCAUUCAUAAAUUUUUGCAUUUCGGAUUAUCAUAAUAGAUUUAUUUUUCAUCGCCGAUUACAAUUUGUCACAAAAACUCCUUUUUUAUAUCUUGCGAGCAAACAACUAGUAUUGGAAAGACGAUUAGAGAUUGCAGCAUUAGUGAAUUUGUGUGGCACUCAUAUUCCUUCUUUAUGAAUCUUUCCCAUGGCGUGUAAACAUUUGGAAAAACUGCCGUCGAUGACAUUUAGUGUUUCUGAUAAUUCUUUGGUCGUUUGAGGAUUUUCUUUCAAUAAUGCUUGCAA
Messenger RNA from Harpegnathos saltator (Jerdon's jumping ant), 3242 nucleotides. RefSeq lists its product as uncharacterized. The transcript is spliced from 7 exons. Gene Ontology annotation, cellular component: plasma membrane. Gene Ontology annotation, molecular function: odorant binding; olfactory receptor activity. Lineage: Eukaryota; Metazoa; Arthropoda; Insecta; Hymenoptera; Formicidae. Gene Ontology annotation, biological process: sensory perception of smell; detection of chemical stimulus involved in sensory perception of smell. The coding region runs from base 828 to 2381 and encodes 517 amino acids. The record is from RefSeq and is a predicted model, not a curated record.